Molecule: messenger RNA, 222 nt
Organism: Linum tenue
Lineage: Eukaryota; Viridiplantae; Streptophyta; Magnoliopsida; Malpighiales; Linaceae
Source: the annotation of a GenBank genome assembly
AUGGAGUUUGACAACAAUUUUCUUACAACCUUGGUGGAGAGGUGGAGGACGGAGAUGCACACUUUUCACUUUCUCGAGGGAGAGAUGAUGAUCACUUUGAAGGACGUGGCCUUGCUCACCGAGUUGCCAAUAAUUGGCAAGGAAAUCAUCGAAAUUCGUCAAGUACAGUUAGAAUUUGAGGGGUUCAAUCAUCGAUUAGGCUUAGAGCUGUUAAACGAUUGA